Lepisosteus oculatus (spotted gar) is the source of this 5679-nucleotide messenger RNA. The record is from RefSeq and is a predicted model, not a curated record. Lineage: Eukaryota; Metazoa; Chordata; Actinopteri; Semionotiformes; Lepisosteidae.
GGCAUGACCGAUGCGUACAAUCAGUGUUACCCAAAGCAAAUAAAAAUACAAUUAGCAUGAAACAAAACAAAAAAAUACAAAUUAAAUAAAUUGUACAGACAUUUACAACAAAGUCAUAUCAUAAACUGAUCUCUACCCCCCCUGCCUCCCCACCUGCACUGUAGUUUCCAGCCGCCUCACCCGGGGAGCUCAGGUGUCAGGGAAAAAAAAAGGAACGUGUCCGAUCCACGGAGCUCCAUGGCCGCGUUUUACGUGUUUCAAAGAUUCCACAGGCAACAGUGGGGAAACAGUCUCGGGAGUGGGAGAGGGGGGGGAGUGCGUGUAAUUAGGAUUUCCACCUAUCCCCCACGUAAACAAGUCGCACACCGUUUCCCGUCCAUUUUGGACGCGAUUCGACAGCCUCCCCCCCUCCCAGACUUAACUCGCUCAGCCGGCGAGUCACGGCGCCGCUCCUUCCUCUCCACGGCAUUGACGUGCCGCGUUACAUCACUGGCCUUGGAGUGAAUCAUCGCUGGAGCCGGGAUGCUGCGCACAUAGCUGUACCAUCACAGCGAUUUGAAAAGACGAGGUUUCUCGGAAAUCCUUGAGUUCUGCAUGAUGGAGGAAAUAUUGCGGAAACUACAGAAGGACGCCUCGGGAAAUAAGCACAAGGCGAUCAGAGACGCCUGCGCUCUAGCCUGCGAAACGCUUGAAGCUCAUAAUGGAUCGGUCAAAGUUCAGCCAUCUCAGCUAAGAGAGCGAUGCCUGCUCCCUCUCAGGCUGGCCCUGGAGUCGAGGAAUGUCAGGCUGGCCCAGAGCGCCCUCGCAGGAAUGCAGAAGAUUCUGAGUGAGGAGAGGUUUGUCUCCAUGGAGACGGAGGCCGCGGAGAAGCAGCUGUUGGCUCAGACGCUGGACGCUGUGAGAGUGACGCCCUUCCUCCAUGAGGACCUGCAGGUGGAAGUCAUGAAGGUCCUGCUGUGCAUAACAUAUUCCUCUACCUUUGAGAUCAAUGGGGACUCCAUACUGAGAAUCGCAGAGGUGUGCAUCGAGACGUACAAGGCCAGCUGCCACCAGCGCAGCAUCAACACGGCCGUGCGCGCCACCCUCAGCCAGAUGCUGAGCGACCUGACCCUGCAGCUGCGGCAGAGGCAGGACUCUCCGGCGUCAGAGGGUGAGGAAGAGCUGAUGCCAUUCUCUCAGCACAGAGACAUUUCCCCUACGACAGAGUCUCUGUGUGAAGACGUUGUGACCGUCCUCACUGUCUUCUGCGAGAAGCUGCAAGGAAUCAUUAAUGAGAACCAGCAGCUGCAGCUCCUCUACCUGGAGUGCAUCCUCUCCAUGCUGAGCAGCUGUCCCCUGAGCAUGCACGUCCACAGGGGCUUCACUGACCUGGUGUGGAAGCAGCUCUGCCCAGCGCUGAUUGUGAUCCUGGGGAACCCCAUGAACGACAAGACCAUCACGUCGGCCCACGGCGGGGUCACCCAGGAGACGGACCCCCCGUCGGCGGGGGUCUCCGACCAGGGGCGGGGCUCGGGCUGCUCCUCCAGCCCGCCGGCCCUGAUUGGCCCCGUGGCGCGGACCAUCUACUACAUGGGGGCGGAGCUGGUGCGCCUGGUGGGCUGCGUGGAGUCCAUGAAGCCGGUGCUGCAGUCGCUGUACCACCGCAUCCUGCUGUACCCCCCGCCGCAGCACCGAGUGGAGGCCAUCCGGAUCAUGAAGGAGAUUCUGGGCAGCUCACAGCGCCUCUUUGACCUAGCAGGACCGCCCGUCUCGGAGUCAGAAUCCCGGAAGCGGUCCUUUUCCAAGAGGAAAUCUCACCUGGACCUCCUGAAGCUGGUGAUGGAUGGGAUGACGGAGGCCUGCGUGAAGGGCGGCAUCGAGGCCUGCUUCUCGGCGGUGUCCUGCGUCUGCGCCCUGCUGGGGGCGCUGGAGCAGCUCAGCCAGGGCCGGGGGCUGCGUCCCGAGCAGGCCCGGCUGCUGCUGCAGCGUCUGGACGAGCUGAAGGAGGGGCCGGAGUCGGCGCGCGAGUCCGUGGAGAUCAACGAGGCCGACUUCCGCUGGCAGCGGCGGGUGCUGUCCUCCGAGCACACGCCCUGGGAGCCCGGCAGCGAGCGCAGCCCCGACAUCAGCAUCAGCGUCACCACGGACACCGGCCAGACCACGCUGGAGGGGGACCUGGGCCAGACCACCCCCGAGGAGAGCGCCGACGAGCCCCGGCUGCCGUCCCCCACCGGCGGCGGCGAGCAGCCGGACGUCAUCCAGCGCAGCCACGCCCUGGCCUACCCCGACAUCACCAACUUCCUGUCGGUGGAGUGCCGGACCCGGUCGCAUGGCUCCCGCUACAGUGAGAGCAACUUCAGCGUGGACGAGCAGGACCUGUCCAGGACCGAGUUCGACUCCUGCGACCAGUACUCCAUGGCGGCCGAGAAGGACUCGGGGCGCUCCGACGUGUCCGACAUGGGCUCCGACAACUGCUCCCUGGCCGAUGAGGAGCAGACGCCCAAGGACUGCCCGGGCCACCGCUCCCUCCGCACGGCGGCCCUGUCCUUGAAACUGCUCAAGAACCAGGAGGCGGACCAGCAGAGCGCCAGGCUCUUCGUGCAGUCGCUGGCCGGCCUGCUGCCCCGCCUGCUGGGGCUGCAGACCACCGAGGAGGUGGACCUGUCCCUGCAGAACUUCUCCUCCACCUUCUGCUCUGGCCUGCAGGCGGGUGGGAUUCACUCUCCCGGGUUCGAAGGCAGUGGGAAUCUGAGCUGUCAGGCCCUAAUGAACGCAGAUGGUCUGUACCUGGUGUCUUACUAUGCUCUGCUGCUCAACCUCAAGCUCUGCUGCUGUGACUACUACAGGAGGAAGCCGGCUCCGGUGUUUGUCAGCCUGAAGGAGUUUGUGCGGCAGAUCCAGAGCAGCGGGGUGCUGGUGGUCCUGUCCCAAGCCUGGAUCGAGGAGCUGUACUGCCAGGUCCUGGACAGGAACCUGCUGGGGGAGGCGGGCUACUGGGGCACGCCGGAGGAGCACUCCCUCCCCCUCAUCACCAUGCUGACAGACAUGGACGGCCUGGGCAGCAGCGCUGUGGGCGGCCAGCUGAUCCGCAAGGCCUCCCUGCAGUCGCCCCUCUCCUGCGACAGGAGCACAGACAACACCGUCCUGGCAGGUGUGGUCUUCGCACGCUACAUCCUGAUUGGCUGCUGGAAGAACCUGAUUGACACCCUGUCCACCCCCCUCACGGGCCGCAUGGCUGGCAGCUCCAAGGGCCUGGCCUUCAUCCUGGGUGCCGAGGGGGUGAAGGAGCAGAACCAGAAGGAGAGGGACACCAUCUGCCUGAGUCUGGAUGGCCUGAGGAAGGCAGCGGGACUCAGCUGUGCCCUAGGAGUGGCUGCAAACUGUGCCUCCGCUCUGGCCCAGAUGGCAGCCGCCUCCUGCGUCCAGGAGGAGAAGGAGGAGCGGGAGGUUCCCGAAUCCGGAGACACAAUAGCACAAGUGAAGCAGAAGGUGGAGCAGAAGCUGGAGCAGAUGGGACGGGCGCCAGGGAUCCGGCUGCACACGGCUCACGUCCUCUGCAUGGACGCCAUCCUCAACGUGGGGCUGGAGAUGGGCAGCCACAACCCGGACUGCUGGCCUCACGUCUUCAGAGUGUGUGAGUACGUGAGCUCCCUGGAGCACAGCCACUUCAGCGACGGCGCCUGCCAGCCGCCCCUGGCCAUCACGCAGGCCCAGCAGGCCGUGGACCUGGGCCUGGAGCUCGGCGCAGACCACAGCCCCGAGCAGGAGCUCCCCCUGGGCCACCCCGUCAUCCAGCCCCCCUCCAUCCAGGAGCUGCUGAAGGAGAACAGCAGGGGCAAGGUGUUCGAGCUGAGGGGGGGCAGCCUGCUGAGCGGGCCCAGCGCUGCCAAGGCCGUGUGCACCCUCUCCACCCAGGCAGACAGGUUGUUUGAAGAUGCUGCAAACAAGCUUAACCUCGUGGCUCUGGUGGGGUUUCUUCAUCAGCUGAGAAAGGCCUCCCAGUCGCAGCUCUUCAAAUCGGCCACAGAGACAGGGGACUACUCCUUAGCCAUGCCUGGGGAGGCCAAGUCCACUCAGGACCGCCGGAGCGCGCUGCACCUGUUCCGCCUGGGGGAGGCGAUGCUGAGGAUCGUCAGGAACAAGACGCGCCCCCUGCUGCACAUGAUGAGGGCCUGGAGCGUGGUGGCGCCACACCUGGUGGAGGCCGCGUGCCACAAGGAGAGGCACGCCUCUCAGAAGGCGGUCUCCUUCAUCCACGACGUGCUCACGGAGGUGCUGACCACCUGGGCCGAGCUGCCCCACUUCCACUUCAACGAGGCCCUGUUCCGGCCCUUUGAGCACAUCAUGCAGCUGGAGCUGUGCGACGAGGACGUGCAGGACCAGGUGAUCACAUCCAUAGGCGAGCUGGUGGAAGUGUGCUCCCCCCAGAUCCAGUCGGGGUGGCGGCCCCUCUUCAGCGCGCUGAGGACUGUGCACGGGAGCAAGACGGACAUCAAGGACUACCUGGUGGGAGAGUACUCCAUGGGAAAAUGCCAGGCUCCAGUGUUCGAUGUCUUUGAAGCUUUCAUCAACACAGACAACAUUCAGGUGUUCGCCAACGCUGCUACGGAUUAUAUCAUGUGCCUUAUGAAGUUCGUCAAAGGUUUAGGAGAAGUGGACUAUAAGGAGAUUGGAGACUGUGUCCAGGCCUCAGGGUACAGCUCCACCGACCUGUGCCUUCCGGCGCUGGAUUACUUACGGAAGUGCUCCCAGCUGCUGGCCAAGAUCUACAAGAUGCCUUCUAAGCCGGUGUUCCUGGGCGCCCGGCUGGCCAGCCUACCUACGAGGGCGCAGGAGAGAUGCGCCGGCAGCGACGACGGCAUGGACUCCAUCCUCGCGGAGUUCGACGACGAAACAGGGCUGAUCCAGGUCUGGAUCCUCCUGCUGGAGCAGCUGACGGCCACGGUGUCCCACUGCCCGCGCCAGCACCAGCCGCCCACCCUGGAGCUGCUCUUCGAGCUCCUCAGGGAGGUGACCAAGAUCCCAGGACCAGGGUUCGCCAUAUUCUCAGUUAUCCAGCUGCUCCUACCUGUGAUGUCACUCUGGCUGCAGCGUAGCCACGGCGACCAUUCCUACUGGGAUGUGGCUGCCUCCAACUUCAAGCAUGCUAUUGGCUUGUCCUGCGAGCUGGUGGUGGAGCACAUUCACAGCUUCAUCCACUCUGAUAUCGGCUAUGAAAGCACGAUCAAUCUGAUGCUGAAGGACCUCUUCAAGCUCUUGGUGGCCUGUGUGGCUGAGCCAGCAGAGACCAUCUCCAGAGUGGGCUGCUCCUGCAUCAGGUAUGUCCUGGUGACUGCUGGCCCGGUCUUCACCGAGGAGAUGUGGAGGCUGGCCUGCUGCGCACUGCAAGAUGCCUUUUCAGCUACCCUGGAGCCCGUCAAGAACCUGCUGGCCUGUUUCCUCAGCGGCUCAGACAGCUUCACAGGGGACGCCUGCGAGGUCAAGGUGGCGGCUCCAUCCCACUCUGCCUCCGCAGAGGCCGAGUACUGGAGAAUACGAGCCAUGGCUCAGCAGGUAGACACCGGGGCUGUGUUCAGACACUCAGUACUGGAGGAUACAGGCCAGGGCUCAGCAGGUAGAUCAGUGCCCUUAUGCCCGGUCCUGCUGCUCCAGGCCAACACCAACAUCUGGAGGCUGAGUGGAAUCACACCACCCCUUUGA